Saimiri boliviensis boliviensis (Bolivian squirrel monkey) is the source of this 1382-nucleotide messenger RNA. RefSeq lists its product as uncharacterized. The record is from RefSeq and is a predicted model, not a curated record. NCBI's taxonomy places the organism in Eukaryota, Metazoa, Chordata, Mammalia, Primates, Cebidae.
AUGGACUCCAGGAAGCGGCCGCCGGAGGCUCCCUUCUCCCGGGCUGCGCGCCCACCGCGCUCUCGGCUGCGGGUGCGAGUCCCGGCCGCGCUCCGCACUUCGUCUCCGGCGCCACCGCACGCCCUUGGCCUUCGCCCCGGCCUGCCGCCCUUCCCGGGCCCGGGCGUCCCUCGCGAGGCGAGACUCGCUGUCGGCAGGAAAAGUUUUCUCGACGAGGGCAGGCGUGUCCUCCUCACCCAGGGGAGGCGCGGGUUCUGCAGCUCCCGGGCCGGAGCCGCGCAGCUAGGUCAGAGGAACCGAGGAGGAAGGAACAGGGUCGCGAGGGGACUGGCCCUACAACUUCUAUCCGGGACGGUCGGACCCGCCCCCGCGGCACCGCCCCCGCCUCCCCCUACUGAGCCCCUUCCUGCCGCCGCCGCCACCGCCGCUGCCGGACCUGUGUGCACCCUGGGCUCCGGGACGCUGGGAUCGAGGAGUUUCCUCAGAGCUGGCGUCCGCUCGCCAACCUCUCCAGCCCCUCGCCGCCCCUACCUUUCCCCUCCCGGACCGGGGCUGCGCCGGGAGGCGCAGGGGGCUGGCGGCGGCGGCAGCGCGGGGAGGAGGAAAAGGAGAGCAGGGAGGAAAAGACCGUCCCCGGAGAGAAGCCCGCUCCAGCUGCAGCCGCGAGCCCCCUCCCUUUUUCCCGCCCCACAAACGCGGAGACGGCAGCGGCAGCGACGAAAGGAAGCGCCGGUUUUCCAGCGCCACUUGGCGCUCCAGCACCGCCCGCCACGAGCAAGAGGAGACAGCGGCGGCGCGGCGGCCGCUGGGUCAAUAGGCGCCUGCAGCCCCGGAGCCGAGCAGGCGGCUGACCCCGCCCCCUCCCGACGCACUGAGAUGAGGGGGCGGGCCCCCCGGCGCCCAAUCACAGUGCGCCGCCCGCCGGGCCCGCCCCGCGCCUGCCUCCCAGUGUCCCAGCGGUAGGAAGACCUCACAAGGCUUUUGUGACCUGGCAGGCAGCUUUCUGGGAGUUGAGGCCUUGGGGACAUUCAGGCGCCAGCACUCCACGCCCAACAGGGGUUGAGCUUAUACCCCACUUCCUUUUGUUGCCCAGGUUUCCUAUGCUAGGACACUCGGGCCCGGCGUGCGUGAAAGAGUACUUGGUGAAGGGCUGGAGGAAAUGCAAGAGAAGAGGGCUGCACAUUCCGUUCUGGCUAUUUCCAACUUUGGUGACAGCCUGUUGAAACCUGGGGGAAACGAGUCUGACAAAGGGCCCUCCAGGCAGAUGUAGACAUCUGACUACGAUAUCCAUGAGUGUAAUCUGAGAAGUGAUGCUUGCGCCAGUUAUUGAUUUAUUGCCUCUCAACUCCAAAUUCACCCUUUUUGACUGCACUGUGAAAAUG